Molecule: messenger RNA, 804 nt
Organism: Penicillium olsonii
Lineage: Eukaryota; Fungi; Ascomycota; Eurotiomycetes; Eurotiales; Aspergillaceae
Source: the annotation of a GenBank genome assembly
AUGACCGAGUCCGCCAGAUCCCAAACCUUCUCGAUUCCCGAGCUCCUCGAACUCAUCCUCCUACAAUUGGACACCCGCACCCUCCUCACAACAGCCCAGCUGAUAUGCCACACAUGGACAACAUUCAUACAAGAAUCUCCCACCAUUCAAUGGGCAUUAUUCUUUAAACCAGAACCGAAGCUCGGCUCGCGCAGAUGGCAGAAUCCCCUCCUGGCUGCAGCUUUUCCAUCAAUUUUCAGUUCCUCCGAGCCUGAAAUCAAAAGCAAUGUCAACCUGACUUUCACGAACUUCGACAUGAUUCGCAAUCCCCAUAAAUUGGAUGCGUACAUGAGACCCGAAGCCAGUUGGCGCCGUAUGCUCGUUCAGCAACCUCCUCCGUACACCUUGUCCCUGCUUCGCAGUAGUACAGGGCACGGAGGACAGCUAUUUUACCAUUAUGAGGCUUUGGAAAUUCCAAAAUCAGCAUCAUCCGGUCUUUGCAUGGAAACUGUCUUUGAAACCCUUGUCUUCGGCGAGAUGUGGGAGUCAUUCACCUCCAAACAAGCCACGGAAACUAUCUGGGCACCUGAACAGUUGAACGGUGUGGUUCGGAAAGAUCUGGAGCGGUAUGGCGUUAAGGAUUUUGGGUUGAUGGUUUUCACUUCGGUGGGAUGGUCUCACCGCGGGCGGUUCGAGAGCUCAUUACACUGGGAGUGCGAACAUGUGGAGAAAAUCAGGCAAGAAUACCGGCAGAUAGGAUUGAAGUCAAAGUAUUCGGAAAAGGCAUUUACCAAGAGGAAAAGUUAUGGGUCAUUGUGGGAUUGA